AACCCCCUUUUAGUCCCCUUUUUUGACUUUGGGAAGGCGACUGAUUGAAGCCAAUUGUGUUCAUCCGACAUGCUCCCGAGCUAAAAUGCAGGACGCAGUUGUCAUCAUCAGACGAGACCCGCUCAGCCAAACAACUCCAACUCUUUUUUUUUUUUUGGGCCUUUGCACAAUUGGCCAAGCUUCAACAACCAUCCACCUGCCAUCCAACUCAUGACUGAUUCCACGCCCAGCUUCUUUAACAUCGCAUCACCUCAAAUCAAAAACAGGCAAAGCGAGGGAAAAAAAGGAGAGGGAGGGAAGAUAUAAAAAGGGUCCCAAAAGAGGGAGCCGAAAUGUCCAUCCUUGAUAACCCCGCCCUCAUCGCAGAGUGCAGCGAAACAGCGGUAUCAAUCCACUCCGACGUCAUCGGCCACCUCCGCGCCGGGUCUUCGCUUCGGUACUCUGCUUCUGAGUCGUCUUCGCACCCGGAAGCGCGAGUCGAGAGCGAUGCGGAGCGCGGGUUGGGGCCCGUUGGAGAGGAGAUCUUGAGGGUUGUGGAGGGGUUGGCUUUUGAGGUUUUGGGGCUGCGCGCGUCGGCGGAGCAGGAGAAAGAGGAGAAGGAGGAAGAGUCUGUGAUUGCUCGCCUCGACGCAGAGAUUGAGCGGACCUACCGCCGGUUUUAUGACUACGUCUACGCGGACCUGCCGUUUUGUUGGAGGUUAUUGUAUACGGAGCUGAGUCUGCUCAAGUUUUCGGCGGUGGCGUUUUUGUAUUAUGCCAAGAGGGCGGGGAGGGAGGACGAGGGCGAGGACGAGGGCGAGGACGAGGGGAAAGUGCUGGAUGAGCUCGUCGCCGUGCUGGAUAAGGCGCUCAUCCUCGCAGGCGGGGCGGGAUUGAAGCGUGGAAGGAGGACGAUUUCGAGGUUGCUUGGGUACUUGGACGACGCGCGGCUGAUACCACCGUCUUCGUUGGGUUCCCCUCUCCCGGCGAAGUUCCCUUCUUCGGGCACAUUUACGCCGCCUGUUGAGCGGCCUAUUCGCGUCGUGGAUCGUGUGUCCAUGUCGGCUUUUCAAGCGUACCUGGACGGCCGGCCUCGCCCGGAGAAGAAGGCAGACGAAAACGGGAACCUGGAUCUGGACUUGGGGCCGGAGCCGUUGGUCCUAACGUCGCUGAUGAACGAUUGGCCUGCGCUCUCCACGAGACCGUGGUCUUCGCCUGCGUAUUUGAUGUCCAGGACGCACGGCGGGCGGAGACUUGUGCCGGUGGAGGUUGGACGGAGUUAUGUUGACGAGGGGUGGACGCAGGAGUUGAUUCCGUUUCGGGAGUUGGUGGCGCGCGUCGUUGCGUCUGCUUCGCCAUCUACUACACCAACGACGACAAUAUCAACACACACAACGACAAGGACAGGACCAGAGCCAGGACCGGAAAAGGCAACGACAUACCUCGCCCAACACGAACUCUUUGCACAGCUCCCGCACCUGCUAAACGACAUACUCACGCCGGACCACUGCUUCACCUCGCCGCCGGCGCACCCUUUCGACAAGACUGCAAACAAGCCGGAGCUGGAUGUGCCGCUUGUGAAUGCGUGGUUUGGACCGCCGGGGACGAUUACGCCGUUGCAUACGGAUGGGUAUCAUAAUCUGCUGUGUCAGGUUGUCGGGGAGAAGUAUUUGCGGUUAUAUGCGCCGCGGGAUUCGGAGGCGUUGUGUCCUAGGGGGUUUGAUGAUGAUGAUGAUGAAGAUGCUGAGGGAGAUGGGGAAGAAGGAGAAGCAGAGGAUGAGAGGGGUGACAAGGGCGUCAAGAAGGUGGACAUGAGUAACACCAGCGCCUUUGACGUCGGCGCCGUGGAGGGCUGGGACCCGGACACGGAGGGUCGCGAUCCGAUGGAGCUCGAGGAGUUUCGCGGCCUGCGGUACUGGGAUUGCGUGCUGGGGCCCGGGGAGGUGUUGUAUAUUCCCAUCGGGUGGUGGCACUACGUCCGCAGUCUGAGUGUGAGUUUCAGCGUGAGCUUUUGGUGGAAUGGGGAUCAUUAUGUUGGUCCGGAGGACGAGGAGAGCAGAUGAUUGAAAUCACAUCUUGAGGGAGGGCUGAGUCUAGGUGAGGUGUUUACUUUUAUAGCUUGAGAAGAGAUACCCCCUGUGAGAGAGGUAUAACAAGCCUCCGAUUCCUAUUUUCAUUCCAUCAUGUCAUCUACGUCAACUGUUCUUCAUCAAGGAGGGAGAACUACAGUAUCAACUCGCAGCAGCAGCAGCAGCAGCAGC
Colletotrichum phormii is the source of this 2240-nucleotide messenger RNA. RefSeq lists its product as uncharacterized. The record is from RefSeq and is a predicted model, not a curated record. NCBI's taxonomy places the organism in Eukaryota, Fungi, Ascomycota, Sordariomycetes, Glomerellales, Glomerellaceae. The transcript has 3 exons. The coding region runs from base 333 to 2042 and encodes 569 amino acids. Gene Ontology annotation, molecular function: 2-oxoglutarate-dependent dioxygenase activity.